Galeopterus variegatus (Sunda flying lemur) is the source of this 3660-nucleotide messenger RNA. It is a transcript of the gene PCYT1B, whose product is annotated as phosphate cytidylyltransferase 1, choline, beta. Gene Ontology annotation, molecular function: choline-phosphate cytidylyltransferase activity; phosphatidylcholine binding. The transcript has 8 exons. The coding region runs from base 236 to 1345 and encodes 369 amino acids. The record is from RefSeq and is a predicted model, not a curated record. Gene Ontology annotation, biological process: CDP-choline pathway. NCBI's taxonomy places the organism in Eukaryota, Metazoa, Chordata, Mammalia, Dermoptera, Cynocephalidae.
UGGUUGUUAUAGUGAUAAACUGAGGCCUUGCCUCUUGGCUUUCCGGGGAAAGAAACGGGGGGGUGGGGUGGGGGGGUGAGGGCGGGCAACCUCAUUACUUCCCCCGGGGAAGACAGAAAGAAGGGAAGAAGAAGGGGGAUGGGUAGGGAAGAGAAAAAUACGUGACAAAGAAAACAUUCUCUGCCUGGGAGGAGACUCACAGAAGGUGUAGUGCUGGAGGGAGCACUCACUGGCCAUGCCAGUACUUACCACUGAUGCUGAGUCAGAAACAGGUAUCCCAAAAUCCCUUUCCAAUGAGCCUCCCUCAGAAACCAUGGAGGAAAUAGAGCACACAUGCCCACAGCCUCGACUGACCCUGACUGCACCUGCCCCAUUUGCAGAUGAAACCAGCUGUCAGUGCCAAGCACCCCAUGAAAAACUGACCAUUGCUCAGGCCCGCUUAGGAACACCAGUUGACAGGCCUGUCCGAGUAUAUGCAGAUGGAAUAUUUGACCUCUUCCACUCAGGUCACGCAAGGGCACUUAUGCAAGCAAAAACGCUGUUUCCCAAUAGCUACUUGUUGGUAGGAGUUUGCAGCGAUGAUCUUACCCACAAAUUCAAAGGGUUCACCGUGAUGAAUGAAGCAGAGAGAUAUGAAGCUCUCAGACACUGUCGCUAUGUGGACGAAGUCAUCAGAGAUGCUCCAUGGACCCUCACACCAGAGUUUCUGGAAAAACACAAGAUUGACUUUGUGGCUCAUGAUGACAUUCCAUAUUCUUCUGCUGGCUCUGAUGAUGUUUACAAGCAUAUAAAGGAAGCAGGAAUGUUUGUUCCAACACAAAGAACAGAAGGUAUCUCAACAUCAGACAUCAUCACCAGAAUUGUCCGUGACUAUGAUGUUUAUGCCAGACGCAACCUCCAGAGAGGGUACACAGCCAAGGAACUGAAUGUCAGCUUUAUAAACGAGAAGAAGUAUCGUUUCCAGAACCAGGUAGACAAGAUGAAGGAAAAGGUCAAGAACGUGGAGGAAAGAUCAAAGGAAUUUGUGAACAGAGUGGAAGAAAAGAGCCAUGAUCUAAUUCAAAAGUGGGAAGAGAAGUCGAGGGAAUUCAUUGGCAACUUUCUAGAACUAUUUGGACCUGAUGGAGCAUGGAAGCAGAUGUUCCAGGAGAGGAGCAGCCGGAUGCUACAGGCCUUAUCCCCGAAGCAGAGCCCUGUGAGCAGCCCGACCAGGAGCCGUUCCCCUUCCCGUUCUCCGUCACCCACCUUCUCAUGGCUCCCCAUCAAAACCUCACCCCCCUCCUCGCCCAAAGCAGCCUCAGCCUCCAUCAGCAGCCUGAGUGAGGGGGACGAGGACGAGAAGUAAAGGCUGCUGGCAGACAAGAGCCACACCACACAGGACGGGGAGAGCACGUCACAGGAUGCCUGGGUGGUGUUUGAAGGGGACUAGUCACAGGAGCUGCAGCUCAGCAGGGAGACCCUGCUUGGGACCAGUUCUCCCUCACUGUCCACACAGCCCAACACUUGGGCUCCGCAUGGAGGUUUCCAGCUGGACAACCUAUACCAACCUUCUUAGCUUCAUCUGGAAGAAUCACUCUGCUUUAACCUUGCUAAGGAAAGAGGCAGAGUGCCCCAGGGAGACUUGCACUGAGUGGGGUGAGUCCUGCUUUGGUCCUUACACCUACUUCCAGCAAGUAAACCACCUGUGGAAGCGGCUGUUCCCUCAACCUGCUACUUCUGGCUCUGUAAGGGCCCUGCACGUUGCCUCCUACCACCGAAGCUCUGCCAGAAUAAAGUUAUUUUCAAGAGAGGUGAAAAAGUGUUUCUGAAAUAGUCAAGUUAAAGACAUUCCAACCUUCUCUGUUCAGCCACUAAGACUUGAUAUUGCAACACAUCGAUUCUUUCCAGUUCCAGAAAUAUGGCUCAUAGACAAAGCCUUGCUGAAGGUCAGCUAUGAAAGGUGAACCUUAUUCAAAGGAUUGCUUUGUCAAGAUGUACUGCACAUAAGGCCUAAUGUGUUCCUGGUUGUACUUUCUCAUCAUUGGUUUGACUUCAGUGUUUUCCAGAAAUGACCUUAACCUGUGGGAACUGCAACAAAGAAAAACAUCCUGUGUAAGAAAGGAGAAGCUGCUUAGCUUUGGCUCCAAGUUUAGCAGAUGAUAAAUGUCUCCUGAAGCUUCUCCUUAAAGGAUGCUAUCAUGGAAUGGCUUUUCCCAUCUCUGACCAAUUAACAGUUUCAUAGACCUCAAGUAACAGUUCAAUGUACCAAACACAUAGUGUACCAAUAGGGGGUGCUACCUGCAUGUACCUGUUCUGCGUAUGCUCCAAAUAUGCCAUUCCAGGCAUAUACCAUAUGCAAUAUGAAUAUAUGAUGGUGGCAUUUUACAAUAUACUUCUCUCCUGCUCUCCAUCCUAAUACCCUGCUGAAAUCCGUGCUCUAAAGAACCAUCUGGUUCCCUUAUGACUUGGGCACUUUGUCAAAAACUCAUCCCAGAUUCUCAUAGAAAUGUUUUGUCCCAACCAGGAAAUUAGUUGGUGGUUCUCGUGGCCUUCUAUAACAUUCUGGGAUGAAGGGAGGCUCUGAAGGGUUUUGCAGAGCACUGUGGGCUCAGUUAUGAUCUCAGUAUCUGAAGGAUCUAGCUGGUAUUGUAGUUAUCUCUGGCCCUAGGUUUGCUGAAUGGAACUCUAAGCAUUCCUGCUGAGUUGUCUGAAGUUACUGCUUCCUGAUCAUAUAUAGGAAAUGAGCAGGUAGAGUCAAGGUUUGGAACCAAACUCAUGGGUAUAAAUAGGUAUUGCCUGGUUGUCCCUCUAAAGUCAGAGACAGACCUGGGGUCUGACGGAGCAGAGGCCCAAACCAGCAACUUGUGGGCAGAGUCCAGCAUCUCUUGUGCCAGGAAUGCCCUUUGUCAGAGGCCUUGGGAACCAGCCGUCUAGGCAAUAAGAGGUGCAACCAGUGAAGGAAGGUGGCAUGUCUUUCCCCUUUGUGUUGGGGUUGAACUACCUCCCUGCCCACCUGGAGAUGAGUGGUGUGUGUUGGGAAGCAAAACUAUGAGGCUAAACUGGCCUGGAACCUCCUUGUUCGUGGCACUUUCUCCAGAACUCUGUAAAGCACUCAUGAGGGACAGAGAACUGGCAGGAACCAGGCAUGUGAGAAAACUUCCUUUUGCUCUGCAGAGAGGCAAGGGCCCCGUUCUUCCAUUGUGCCCACUUGGCCUCUGUCUUCCAUCUGCAUUCAGGACACGCUGUGCAUGUCUGCCUGCCAUUUCAGCUGGUUGACACCUGUAGCAGUGAAAGGAUGAGGAGAUCAGCCAGGCAAGUGAAGGUAGUGACAACAAGAGAAAAGGAGAAAGGAGGUUCCUGGAGAGAGGAAAGGAGGAUAAAGAAAAUCUGCUCUCUUAAACCAUUUCAGCACCUCUCUGUAGAUGAAACUCUCUCCUGGGAGGGCUCUUAUGCUCUUACUCCAUGCUCCGGGGCAGACAGAUGCACUUUCACCUGAAUCCUACUCUGGAGCAAAUAAUGUGGGGUUGAUGUGUCAGGCUGACUAAACUUGCAGCCCUUACAUGCCAUACUGACAGGUGCCAUUUGUGUGGCUCAUCAGAUAGUGCCACCGUAGCUGCCAAUUAGGGGAAACAACCAAUGCCUGGGUUAUUCCAGGCAUGGGUCAAAACAACCCACAAGUGG